GAGCAUAAAAAUUUGACUAAAAACAUGCGCCAUACGAAUAGCCGUGGAUCAUCGUCGCCAGUGCUUUAGUUAUGUUUUAAAGCCAAGUGUUCACAACACUGCAAGGGUAAAUGAAAUGGUGAUUGUUUGUACAAUAUGAGACAUAGUUUGUGAUGAGUCGGUCGAUGCUGGCGACGGGCGGCAGGCAGCGGACGAGUGAGGCCCGCGGGCCGCGGCCGCGAGACGGCGGGAGCGUGCCAAGUGAUAAGGACCGCCACCGAUAGCGACGUCACGCCCAGACGUUGUUUGUGUGAAUUUAAAUAAAUUUUCAUGACAGACAGUUCCGUAAUCACCUCUUGCUAUAGUCGUGACAUACCAACUCGAUAACAUCUGCAAAACUUUUGAGAAUAUUAUCUUUGCCCAACAUGCUCUCGGUGCAAGUGCCGGGGUGCGCGGGUAUGGAGCGGCUGGGCGCGCCGGGGGGGCCGCGCCUACGGCACGAUCACAGGCAUCACCAUUCCACAUUGGAAUGGGAGAAGCAACAGAGGCUGCAGGCGAUGGUGGGGCGGCUGCAGGAGAUGGUGGAGCAGGAGACGCGCGCGCGGUCCGCCGCGGCGGCGGAGCGGCUCGGCCUGCCGCCCAGCAUACGCCUGCCCGACGGCGAGUACGGGCAGGACGCGCAUCUGCAGAUCCGCGUGCCUUACCAGCAAGCUGAGCUGACAAGAAGCAGUUUUCAGCCGCCACCAAACAAGUGCGUGAGCGACGUGCCCGAGUGGGCGGGCGCGGCGGAGGCCGGCCCGGCGCGCCGUGCGGCCGCCAAGAAGGACGGUCUGCUGCAAAAAGCGACGCGAUGGUGGGUGCGCAUGGGCGCGCGGCCGCCGGCGCCCUUCCCUGCCGCACCGCCGCCCUGCGUGAUGGUGCCGCGGCGCGCGCUGCCUCCGCCGCCCGACGCUGCGGACUGUGCCGACUGUGCGGAGGACCGUGCCGACUGUGCGGAGGACCGUGCCGACUGUGCGGAGGACCGUGCCGACUGUGCGGAGGACCGUGCCGACUGUGCGGAGGACCGCGCAGAGAACUGUGCCGGCCGUGCGGAGGGCGCGGCCGGCGAGCGCGACUAG
Molecule: messenger RNA, 1097 nt
Organism: Papilio machaon (common yellow swallowtail)
Lineage: Eukaryota; Metazoa; Arthropoda; Insecta; Lepidoptera; Papilionidae
Exons: 5
Coding region: 405-1097 (230 amino acids)
Source: RefSeq, a predicted model, not a curated record